GCCAAUAAGAGAAAAGUUACCGCGCAAGGGUUUCUGUUCAAAAUCCGAAUCCUAUUCGGACCGGCGCGUUCGAUUUUCCAUUCUUUUGUCUUGAUUUUCCUGCCGCUUCCAGAGCAGGGUGACAAAGGGUUCCAGAAUUCUUUAACUGGUGCUCAAUCUGCUGAAAGUUUCGAUCUUUGUGGUGGGUUAGAGAGGGUCCUACCGUUCUUCGAUAAUAACUAUGAAGAGAAAGAGAGACGUCGGCAGUUCUGCUUCUCGUUCUCGACGGAGUUCCAUGUUAAUGAAGAGAAAGAGAAAGGUGCUUGGCUCUGCUUCUCGUCCCCGUCACAGCACCAAGUUUCUGAAGAGACAUAAAAAGGGGUCCUCUGAUAAAUUGCAUAGCUAUAAUCAUGAAGACCGAAUUAGUCAGCUUCCGGAGGACGUCCAGUUGUUCAUAUUAUCUUUCCUGACAAUUAAGGAGGUGGCCAUGACUUGUUUCCUUUCCACUCAAUGGAUGGACUUGGGGGCUUCCAUUCCUGGUUUAGACUUCAACGCCUCAUUCUUCCCAAUUGACGAAGGCAUUGACUACCUGCCUCCGUACGUGAGGGAGGAUUAUGUUAGACGUGUUAGUAAGGUGAUUCAAUCAUACAAAGGGCAGAUUUUGGAGGAGUUCAGACUUCAGUUUUGCCUGACUGAGAAGCAUAGAAGUUUUAUUGAUUGGUGUAUCGAGUUUGCUUUAUCUAAGAAAGUCAGGAAGCUGGAUUUGGACUGCAAUCUACCAUCUGGAGCUUGUAACGGGAUCUAUGAGCAGCGUCUCUUCUACAUGUCAAGACAUAAUGUAAUUAUCAAGGACGUCGAUCAGCAAAAGAAGUAUGCUUUUCGAGUAGGAGCUGCGAGCCAAGCUUCUACUCAUGAUAUAUCAUCACCCGUUUGCAGGUCAUUCCGUCGUUUUAAGUCGCUCACAUCUCUAUGUUUGAGGUCCGUCAGAAUGACUGGGGAUGUUCUGGAGGGUCUUCUGUCAACUUGUCCUAUUCUUGAAACGUUGACUCUGCAUCAUGUCUAUGACUUGGCCUGUUUGAAAAUUGCUGGUCAUUCUUUGAGGUUGAAGCACUUAGAGAUAAUCGGAUGUGGUGAAUUGGAUAAAAUCGAGUUAUAUGAUGUUGUAACAAUCGUUUCUUUUGUGUUAUAUGAUGAAAGAGUUCGUGUUCAUGCUCUGCCAGGCUGGUCUGAUGAGAAAUUUUUUCUGAGGAACCUUCCAGGCUUAGUGGAUGUAUCUUUUUCAAUAAUUUCAAAACUGGUGGUUCAGUUUCUUAUGCUCUCCUCCCAUGUUUCCCAGCUGAAGCAUCUGAAGGUGGCUGUUUACCCGGGACCUCUGGUAGAUCUAGACUAUCCAAUUAUCCACAAACUUAAUGGUCUGCUAGAAGAGGCAUUGAUCGGAAAGGAGACUAGUAACGGCUGCUUCCUGGAUUGUGAGGAAAGACAAUAUAAGCAGGAGGAUUUUCAUCCGGCAGCUGACUGAUUUGAUUAUCAGGAUUAUAGCAAUCCAAUUUACAGGAGUAGAAUGUAUAACAAUACUAACACAAACUUCUUUGCCUGGUUUGUACUUCGCCAUUAGCCUUUUUAUUUGAUAGACUUAACCGUUUAGUCCCUGGCAUUUUAGAAACCAAUUUGACAAGUGCUUCAACUCUUUCUUUUACUGAAAUUCCAUAUGUCGUUUCUUUCAAUUAAAAAAUGCACUAUCUAAAACGAUCAAAGAACAGGCACUAAUAAAUAUUCAUCAACAAUACAAAUCUAAAGAGUAA
Molecule: messenger RNA, 1781 nt
Organism: Linum trigynum
Lineage: Eukaryota; Viridiplantae; Streptophyta; Magnoliopsida; Malpighiales; Linaceae
Source: the annotation of a GenBank genome assembly